Didymodactylos carnosus is the source of this 425-nucleotide messenger RNA. The record is from the annotation of a GenBank genome assembly. NCBI's taxonomy places the organism in Eukaryota, Metazoa, Rotifera, Eurotatoria, Philodinida, Philodinidae.
CUCCUAGCUGAUCAUGGUCGUGAGCUAUUAAUUAAUUAUUAUUAAUGGCAUUUUCAUUAAUUAACUCAUAUCUCCGUCAAAAAGGCGCAUGGGCCCAAACCAACUUGGGGUUUUUCACUACUGACUACUCCCUACAUGAUGAAAAUAGUCUGAGUUUAAAAGCUUUUAAUCACCUCGAGAGGUUCCCUCGUGAGUUACAAUUGAAAUCCAAUGACAUUGAACAAUAUGAUCGACGACUAAAUAUAUUUGUACAUGGAAUACCUGAGAAAGAUGGUGGAAUAACAAAUGAUUUAAUUGUUGAUAUGCGCGAUUCCAUUCAAGUCAACAUUAAACCAACAGAUAUUAGCACGUCUCAUGGAUUAGGAAAGAAAUCGACCAAUAUGGAGUUUGUUACGCUACGACAUGAGAAAAGAAUUAUUUUCUAA